CUCUAGUACUUAAUAUUUACGGUGCGCUGGAAUUUGUCCUACUAUGAUGAUACGUAAGUGUUUGAGAUAGCACUUUAAAGAGCUUGCUCGUUUCCAGAGAGAAGGGAUGAAUGAUGUAGCAGAACGUAACGCGACUCUUGAUCAAAUAGUAUGUGCCUCAGCUGAGGCCCUGCUUUGUCACUUCAAGUAGUUGGCCAAUGCGGUUAACCCAGCCACUCAAGUCAUAUUGAAUUCUUGUAUCCUCCUCCUGUCGGUCUUCUGCUACAGUUCACGAUGUCUGGUCGUACUUGCUCGAGCUCUAGGACAAGGACUAGUACUGCUUCUAAAAUGUUUGGAACGACCCGUGACCCUUCAUUAAUAUGAGCGAGGACUCGGACUCCGAUGAGGUCGCUGCCAGCGGCUGCCUGCCUGUGUCGACACAUGCGCAUAGUUACCCAAAAAGCUGUUUGCACAGCUUUCACUGGCACACCCAUACUUCAUGCAUCAUCACCAUGUCGCUGUCACAAGUAUGUGGAAUCGGAAUCCUCUCGCUGGCCGCUCUUUGCAAGAUGUUUUGGGCAACAUCGAGACAACCCACAGUUGACCUUGACGGCCCUAAGGAGGUCCACUGGUUGACAGGCAAUGUCCGGAAAGUGUUCGAAGGCGGCCUCGACUACUGUGUAAAACUAGCCGAACAGUAUGGUGGAGCGGUCAAGUUACAAAGUCUAUAUGGAGAAGUAGUAUAUCUAUCUGAUCCACUGGCGUUGUAUCAUGUUAUUGUCAAAGACCAGCACAUCUUUGAAGAACCCGACGUUUUCAUCAUGAACAACAAGGCAACGUUCGGAGAUGGUCUAAUAGCCACUAUCGGAGAGCAGCACCGAAAGCAACGCAAGCUCCUCAACCCUGUCUUCUCGACUACAAACAUGCGAGAAUUACUACCAACAUUGCAGCCCAUUGCGCACAAGCUGACCUCUAUUGUCGCAUCCAAACUUCCGGAUGAUGGGUCAUACAAAGAGAUCGAUAUGCUGCCUUUACUAUCUCGCAGUGCACUUGAUGGCGUUUGCCAGGCAAUUCUUGGUUAUCCAAGCAAUACUCUAGAUGCUGCAGAAAACGACGAGUAUACUGAAGCACUCAGGAAGAUAAGCCCCCUGAUAUCAAGUCUCAUGUAUUUCCGGCCACUUGUGCCAAUGGCUAUGCGCUACUUCUCAUCAUAUUGGAUAAAGAAACUUGUGGAUGUAGUCACGAUGCCUUGGAUCCCCACAGAAAGGAUGAAAGAUGUGCGAGAGAUGCGACGAAUCAUUGAAAUCAUGGACAACGGCAGCAAGAAAGCUUUCGCAGAGAAAAAGGCAGCACUGGAGACUGCAGCCACUUUACCCCCCACUGAUGCGCAGUCCGAAGUCGAUGAUCACAAACCGAGUGGGGGGAAAGAUAUGAUGGACAUCAUGCUCAAGGCAAAUACCGCGUCUUCCAGUUCAGAGCGACUCACCGAUGCCGAGCUGUUGGGACAAAUGAAUGUUAUGGUAUUUGCUGGCUUAGAUACGACUACUUCUGCUCUGUCUCGUUGCGUUUAUCUGCUUGCCAAGAAUCCACUCGCCCAAGCUCGAUUGAGAAGCGAAAUUCGUGAUGCCAUUAGCCCUACGUCUCUCUCACAGGAUGGUGCUACGGUUUUCGAGCAUGAAAAUCCACUUCUUAAUCUGUCCUACGAUACGCUGAUGAAUCUCCCAUUCCUUGAUGGAGUGGUCAGAGAGACAUUGCGGCUUUAUCCUUCUCUCCCACACAUGGGCCGAAAAGUGACCAAGGCAACUACUCUUCCUCUUCAAUUCCCUGUUCGUUCGUCAUCUGGAGCAGAAAUAUCUACUAUUGCAGUGCACGAGAAAGCGUUCAUUGUCAUCUCCAUUUUGGCUGCAAACCGCAAUCGAACUAUAUGGGGUGAUGACGCGAAUGAGUGGAAACCUGAGCGAUGGCUUUCUUCUGAUGCCGCCGCACCCAUCCUCGGGGUCAAAGAUGGCAUCAGGUACCCUGGUGUUUACUCCAACAUGAUGACUUUCCUCGGCGGUAGUCGUUCCUGCAUCGGGUUCAAAUUUGCCGAAAUGGAAAUGAAGGAAAUCCUCGCUGCGCUUAUGCUUCGUCUGCAUUUUGUGCUCCCAACUGAUCCGGAUGCCAAUGGGCAUAUCAAAGAAAUUCAGUGGAAGUUGAAGGUGUUUCAUACCCCUGUCGUUAAGCUACCAGCGGGAGAUGGGGUAACACCUCAGGUCCCACUCAAUGUUCGACUGGUGCAAGAGGAAGACUUUAAAUGGUAGGAUUGUUUGUCGUAAUGUGAUGUUCUGGUUUGUUAUAUGCUCUGACGCUCUGUCCAAACAUUGUAUACCCUGUGAUUGUACGUGCUUAUCACUGGCUGAUUUUACUCUACCGCUACUACGGUGUAUACCAUUGAAUUGAUGUCAAUGUCAACACGGCGCCCUCCUUGCGUGGGGAUGAUCGUUUGUCACUUC
This is a messenger RNA of Suillus clintonianus, 2471 nucleotides long. Its product is annotated as cytochrome P450. Bases 360 to 2279 code for a protein of 639 amino acids. Gene Ontology annotation, molecular function: heme binding; oxidoreductase activity, acting on paired donors, with incorporation or reduction of molecular oxygen; iron ion binding. The record is from RefSeq and is a predicted model, not a curated record. Lineage: Eukaryota; Fungi; Basidiomycota; Agaricomycetes; Boletales; Suillaceae. The transcript has 13 exons.